Molecule: messenger RNA, 5117 nt
Organism: Phalacrocorax carbo (great cormorant)
Lineage: Eukaryota; Metazoa; Chordata; Aves; Suliformes; Phalacrocoracidae
Source: RefSeq, a predicted model, not a curated record
AUUUCUAAUUCUUUGACUUGAAUCAGGUAACUAAAAAAAAAAUCUCCACAGUUUGUUGUUUUAUUAAUUGUGUUAGGAUGCAAGUAUGAUGAUAUUUAGUAAAGUCACUUGAUCAAAAGCUGUUGGAAAAAACAAGUUAUAAACCAAGCCUUUCUCUCGAUAUUUUUUUUUUUGCUUCCAUAUCAUUAGCUGUUUUUCUCCUAUUGCCUUUUAUACUGGCUUUGGCUGGGAUAGAGUUAAAUUUCUUCAUGGUAGCUUGUACGGGGUUAUGUUUUGGAUUUGUGCUGAAAAUAGCGUUGAUAACGCACUGAUGUUUCAGUUACUGCUGAACAGUGUUUCCACAGUGUCAAGGCCUUUUCUGCUCCUCACACUGCCCCGUUGCUUGGGGACUGGCUGGGCGUUGGUUGGUGGAAGGAAACAUGCCAUUGGAAGAUUUACUGGCAUUCUAUGGCUAUGAACCCACGAUUCCAGUUAUGGCUGGUUCCAGUGCAGAUAGCUCUCCAAGUGAACUUGCAGAUGAACUUCCAGAUAUGACUCUAGAUAAAGAAGAAAUAGCUAAAGACCUCUUGUCGGGUGAUGAUGAAGAAACACAGUCCUCUGCUGAUGACUUGACACCAUCAGUUACUUCACAUGAGGCUACCGACUUCUUUCCUCGGCCAUUAAGAUCAAACACUACAUGUGAUGGAGUUAAGGAAUCAGAUGGUGAAGACAUAGAGGCAGACAGUGGUAAUUCAUCUGAAGAUUUGAGAAAGGAAAUAAUGGUUGGUUCACAGUAUCAGGCUGAAAUUCCACCUUACCUUGGCAGAUACAGUGAUAAUGAAAAGGCCUAUGAAGAUGAAGACCAUUUACUUUGGAAACCUGAUGUGAUCUCAGAAAGUAAAGUUAAAGAAUACCUUUUUGAAACCUCCUUAAGAACAGGAAAUGAAAACAUGAUUGGCAGAAUUCCUGAAGGACUACAUACACGGGACAAUGAACAAGCGCUAUAUGAACUUCUCAAAAGUAGCCAUAAUGUUAAAGCAGCAAUUGAGAGAUACUGCUCAAAUGGAAAGGCAUCUCAGGAAGAGAUGACAGCAUGGACAGAAGAAGAAUGCAGAAGCUUUGAACAUGCACUUCUGAUUUAUGGAAAAGACUUUCAUCUCAUACAGAAAAACAAGGUAAGAACCAGAACAGUUGCUGAGUGCGUGGCUUUCUAUUACGUGUGGAAGAAGUCAGAACGUUAUGAUUACUUUGCUCAGCAAACAAGAUUUGGAAAGAAGAGAUAUAACCAUCAUCCAGGAGUUACGGACUACAUGGAUCGUUUGGUAGAUGAAGCAGAAGCCCUUGGUGGAGCAGUACAUUCUUCAGCCUUAACAUCUAAUACUCGAACAGAAACCAUUCCUGAUCAACAGCUAAGCAUUCUGAACUCUAUUGCUGCCAAUGAGUUGACAGCAUUGACAAACAGUGUAGCUACAGCCUGCCACACUUCAGAUGUGAACUGCCUGGAUGAUGCCUUUCCUCCUAUAGACAGCUUACCCCGAGCACCAGUUAAUCAUGUGCCUGUUGGAACAGAAGAAUUGCUUAACUUGCCUAGCAAUGGUGAAGGUGAUUGUUUUAAUUUAUUUGAGACUGGCUUUUAUCAUUCAGAGCUAAACCAAAUGAACAUGUGCAGUGAGGAGACGGAAAGACCUGCAAAGAGAUUGAAAAUGGGAAUUGCUGUCCCAGAAUCUUUCAUGAAUGAUGUCUCUGUAAAUAACCUUGGUGUGGACUUUGAGAACCACACACACCAUAUUACCAGUGCCAAAAUGGCUGUUUCAGUGGCUGACUUCAGCAGUCUAUCUGCAAAUGAGACAAAUGGUUUUAUCAACACCCAUGCUCUUCACCAACAUGCUGCCCUUCACUCAGAAUGACUGUGGAAAACUAAACAAAGAAUGGGUACUUUAUGCAGUAGUAGUAAACUUGAUCAGAGCUAUCAGGUUUGCUUUUAGUCUUUCACUGGAAGUUUGAACUUUGACAUCAGUGAUGUCUUUUUAUGUAUAGAACUAUAUCUUGAUUUAUCAAGAGUAAUUUCUUUUUUCAGUCCAUAAACGUGGAAAUGUUCAGCAGAGUUUGGGACUAAGUGAACUCUGUGGUGCAGCUUUAAGCUCUGCUUCAAAUUUUUUUUUAAAGCCUGUAGACAGAGGCCACCAUUUCAAAACCAGCACAGAAGUUCUGAACUGAUUGGAGUGGCUUUUUAGUCUAAGUUACUUUUGCUGUAACGGAUGCAGUGUAAUAACAAUGUUUACAGGUACUGAUCCUGAUCCCUGCUCAAUGUAGCGUUUUGGGGGUUUUUUUUUUCUUAUAAAGACAGGGAUGAGUUUCUUUAAGUUAAACUGCACAAAUGUACAAGGAUGCUUUUUAAAUUGAGCCUUCUCUCAUGUUAUACUAAACUAGAGCACUUCAGUUUAAAAAAACAGCAAGUUCAUCUUGGUGGAAGCUAGCACAAGGGACUCAACAUGAGUAAAGUAUGAAGACCUACACUUGGAUGCUGUUGCAAAAUUAUGGGCCAUGGCUACCUUACACAGAAGUAAUUAUGCUGCCAGAGGUAUCUGUGUACUUUAAACUUACUGGCUUAAACAGAUGCAUUUUAGGCUAUUGUAUUCAGAUGGGUUUUGUCCACACCUUUGAAGAUUAAUGCACCUGUAGAACUUAACUUUCCUAAGGCAGCUGUUGUAUAAAGCUACAGUCUGCACAGCUUAGGAUUUACCACUAAACAGUCUACAUUUUGGAAGACAUCUUAUUGUUUGGAGCACUGCAGUUCAAAGUGGCACUUCACUACCUUGGUCAAAUAAGAAAGGAUAAGUGAAAAUGUUUCCCAUAAAAGCAACUAUUUAACUUCAGUAAAUUUUUAUUUUGAACAUUGAGUGCAAUUUAGCUAUCCACAAAGUUUGUCUUGCAAAUGUUUGUUCUAAUUCUUGCAGGAGAAUGUUACUUUGGUAGGAUUACCCUUUUCCCUCCAUACUUUUUUCUUUGCACUGUUCGUAUUACAAAUUUAAUUGCCACUAACUUGUUUUUGUUAUUGAAGUGAUUAAGAUUGUGUUGUUGAUAUUUGUAAUAGUUGCUUCAAGGUUAUGCUGAGUAAUUAGAAAGUAGCAACUUCAAUAUUUGAAAGGGAAGAGGGUAUUUAUUAUGCAUACUGUGAACUGCAUUGACAUACUGAGUUUUGGAUGCAGCGUAUGGAGUUUUCUUUAUAGUGUUGUAGUGAAGAUUGCAUAAACGCUUCAAAGCAAUAGCACAUCUACCAUAUUAAAACAAAGUAGUUUAGCACAGUGGACAAAACUAAAGAUAAUUUUGUAAUCAGGUCUUAACCUAUACAUCUGAAAUAUGUAAUUCUAGUAAAUAACAGGUAGCCUUGGCCCUGUGUUGUAUUCUGACAUUUUUAGCCAAGUUGUCAGCUUCUUGUUGCUGGGUUUUGUGCUGAACUGUGUACCUUGUUUCUUUUGUUUAUGAAUCAACACACUUUAUGUAAUUUUGUAAAAUACUGGCCAUAAUCCUUCACUGUUAUACAUUCAAGUUUAUGGGUUUACAGUGAGUGGCUGGUCUGUAUAAAAAUCAUUAUACAAAGAUGACUGAAUGCUUAUACCCAUUGCACUUAAAUGAACAUGCUCAUUCUCAUUAGCUGAUGUAGUAAUCUAUUCAAUUUAUCUAUGCAUUGCUGGGAUCUUAAUGUAGACAGAGACUUGUCUAAGGUUUGGGUUGUCAGCAAGUUGAAUGGACACUUUAAUUAUUUAAUAAGACUUUUGACCAAAAUUCAGAAAAUGAUGAGAGAAAAAUUAAUUACAGCUAGUCUAAUAGAUUUUUAAAUGCUGAUCUUAUUUAGCCUGUUGGCCAGCUAGCUGGUAUAGUUUACUUUUAAUUCCUUGUUAAAAUGAGGCAAUAAUUUGCAAGAUUUUGUAAAUAUGUGAAUUCUUCAUAUCUUUUUCAAUAUCUAUUUCAAUAUUUUCUGACUACUUCUGUGUAUAGUAACUUUUGUGCAUGCUUGAUGUGACAUUCAUAAAUUUGUACCACUAUGACUUUAUCCAUGUAAAAUAGCUAUUUAUUGAACUUUUCUUUUAGAAGCUGUAUUUAAUUAUUUUUCUCUGUUUAAACAUUUAAAAUUGAGAACUUCUUACUGUUUAUUAAAAGAAUUGUGUUUUGAAAGUCAGCAUGAAGAUAACUGAAUUGCAACCAUAUGAAGAAAUUAUAUUGCCUUGGUUCUUUGAUGGUGAAGCACAAUUCUUAUAACAAACAGUGAUGAAUUCUUUGUCCUCUGCCAUACUUUUUCUUCAUACAGACAAACCAAAAAUCCAUAAUGGGCAAUUGCAGUGUUGGUAAAUGUAUCCUUUUUAUGUACAGGAAAUCUGAAGAGGAUAGCUGAUUCAUUUAGAAGUGUAACUUGGUGCUGUGAUUAUAGCAAUACUUUUACUUUAGUUACUCAUAUGUCAUCUUCUCAUGCUAGGUUUUUAAGUCUUUAGUUUUCUUCUUGUCAUGGUCAAACUGCUGAAUUUACUUGAAGGAUACUAAACUGUAUGCUAUUAGGUCAGUGACUUGUGCAGUUGUUUCCUGUUUUUAACUUUUAAAACUGAGGGUCAAAAACAUAUGAAAACUUCAGAUCAAGUAGAACACACUGAUACUACUUAAUUUAACCAAAGUCUUCAGGUAAAUAUUUCAACUUCGAAUGUAAACUAAUGGAUAAACUGACCAACAGGGACACUAUUUGCCCAGCACUACAAGCACAUUGUCUACAGAUGGGGAAACUAAAUACAGUAAUUUAUAAAAUAAUGACAAGGUUACUAUUUUUUUAUUCCUAUUUUUCAUUGGGAGAUGGAAGAUACGAUCAAUUGUAAAAUACAGUCGCAAUGGUUACAGUCCUCUUAAUAAAACAGACUCCAGUUAUUCUCAGUUCAAAGUAAGUACCCUGUGCAUGACAACAAAUUUAGUGACAAUCGGAACAUGUUUUUAAUAUCAGAUGUUCAAGAGGAAGUUGCUAUUGUUGCAUUGGUUUUAAUAUUUGUACAUAAACACUGAAUUUUUUUCUUUUUAGCAUUAUUUUGCAUUUGUUGUACUUUACCUGGUGUACAAUUCCAGAAAUAAAUGUCUGGAAACAUUUCUUUACUUGUAAA